Molecule: messenger RNA, 1611 nt
Organism: Auanema sp. JU1783
Lineage: Eukaryota; Metazoa; Nematoda; Chromadorea; Rhabditida; Rhabditidae
Source: the annotation of a GenBank genome assembly
AUGUCGAACCACAAGAAGAAGGGUGAGAAAAAGGCUCAAGCAAAUGCCAACAAACAGAAUAAACCUCCUCCACCGGAAGAAGAAGAGUUUCCUGAACCUUUAGAAUUGGUUGAUGAUGGAACGAUUUCUGAGCGUGAUUGUGUUGAGUUUAGCAAGCUUCUUCUUGCUUCGAAUAAACCUUUGAACAGAACAGCCAGUCUCUUCUUAGAAACUUUUCAAAAUCGUUUCGUGUUGAGCGUAGGAGUAAGUCUCACUACAUUACAUGAUCUCUUCGAUAGUGUCAGUGAGAAAUGUGAAAAAGUUGUGCAGAUUCGAAUAGUUCUCAUGUUCCUCAUUUAUAAAUCUCGUGAUUUGGAUCCUUUCUUGAAACGAAAGCCAGAUAAAUCUGAUCCUAAGGGUAAGGAUAUCAUUACCGGCCACCCUUUUAUAGAAUUCUUCAUUGGAGGGUAUGAAGAAAAAUCUUCGAAAAGCGAGGUUUACAUGUGUGCAAAAAUUCUAGAACGGAAAGGCUCUGAGCUUGGCCUAAUGACUCCAAUCGAUAUCAUGAAGACUGCUGAGACUGCAAAUUUAGAAUCUGAUGCACCUGCAGCUGUAUCGAUGUCUUUAUUUAUGAAUCGAAUGAGGUGGCCGAUGGGUUAUGAAGAAAGCUUAUACCCUGGCUAUGUUACUGAUUGUGAUGAGAAACCAUUAGUCGAUAUUUCUUCAAUCACUGUCGACGACAUGACACGUAUCUGUGUUAAUUUAUUAUUGAAGAAAACUGAGACGGCUCCUCUUCAAGAUUUAGGAACUUAUGAGCUCUUCUCUUUCAUAGAAGCUACUAAGCACGAAUUAGACCAUAAUCCUAGAGACGAUAACAAUGUGGGCAACUUUGAUGUGGUUGACGUAGAUUACGACGAAGAUGCACCUGUUCAGAAGAAGAAGGAAAAUGAGAGUCCAGAAGAGUUGCUAGCUAGAUGUGAAGCUCAUAUAGGUCAGAAACUAACAUUGGAGCCUCAAACAGUACUAACCGAAACAAAACAAGAGGCAAGUGUAGAGGACCAACAGGAUAUGAUUUCAAUUCAAAAGAUUCUGAAAGGCCAAAGCUUGAGUCCUGUUGAGUUACGCGCUUUAAUGAAGAGGUUCAAGGACUGCAGCGAAGAUGAUCCAUUGCUAGAUAGCUUGAAAAAUCUUGAGGGAAUUGCUCUCAAAAAGUUUGUAGGAGAAAAUGUUAAAAUUGCAAGUGAUAUUGCUUACAAAACUGUCUCCAAAUACCCAGAUUGUCUUAUAACUUAUAUGAAAAUAUUGUCUGAUAUGGAUGUGUCGGUCCAGAACUUGGAAUUGGUACGACGUCUAUAUGAGAAUAUACCCGGUUUGCAACCUGAUCUCUUGAGAGAGUUUGUGUACUCAGUCAUGGACUCUUGUCAGAAAACUAAUGUCUCAUCAUCACAACUUGCCAGGAAUGUCCGUAUGAUAUGUAUGUUCAUGACAUCACUGAUGAAACAUGGCCUGCUCAGAGACAAUACUGUGCUCUCAGGCGUGCAAGCCUUCCUGUUGAAGUUUGGUGAUGUGAAGGAAGCUACACUCCUUUACCAGUAUAUCGUUAAGGAUAUGAAGUCAUUGUUGGACCAGUGA